CAGAGGGCAUUCUCGGCGGUGGCGGAGGCUUCCCGGCUCGGGUCUCCCUUUUUUUGCACCACAGUGCCCCUCCUACCAGCCCAGGGAGCAGAGGAGCCAUUCCACCUGCCCCAUGCCCGACCAAGAUCCACCUGAUGUGCCCUGAGAUAGCCCCACCCUCCCCGGCCGCUCCGCCCUGGAAUCCCCAGGGGACUCAAGAAGCCCCUGGACUUCUGGGAAGAGACCCCUCCCAACACACACCUUCGUGCCCUCUAGCUCCUCUCCCCUAUCUGGGAACCCUUCUCUGGAAGGGGUGUGGUGUGGACAGUGCUGCUUUUCCCUGGGAUGCCCAACUACUGGCCCCUCCCCUGGGCUUUCUCCUUCCUCCCACCCCCUCUAAUUCCACACCUUCCCAUCUCUGGAAUCUGGCAAGAAAUACGGAACAGCAGGGUUGGGGCAGACGCUGCCCUCUCAGGGAGGUACUGAGCCUAUUCCCGUUACCAGGUGUUGCAGUGUCCCAGCUUCUAAGUGACCAGCGGCACGGUGCCAUGUCUCAUCGUCCACCCCCCGACGUUGCCACUGAUGACUGUCUCCGAAGUUAUAGCUACCUCUUCAGCCCAGAUAUCCUUCGUGACAAAGUGGCCUUUAUCACUGGAGGAGGCUCAGGAAUUGGGUUCCGAAUUGCAGAAAUUUUCAUGCGGCACGGCUGCCAGACGGUCAUUGCUAGCAGAAACCAGCAAAGGGUGUCUGAUGCAGCCAAGAAACUGAUUGCUGCUACUGGUCAGCAGUGCCUUGCCCUGUCUCUGGAUGUCCGGCAGCCUCAGACCAUUACUGCCGCAGUCGAUAAGGCUCUGAAGAUGUUUGGCAAGAUUGACAUUCUCAUCAAUGGUGCGGCAGGUAAUUUUUUGUGUGCAGCCAGCAGCAUUUCCUUCAAUGCAUACAAAACUGUAAUCGAUAUUGAUACAAUUGGCACCUUCAAUGUCUCCAAAGUCAUGUUUGAGAAGUACUUCCAGGACCACGGUGGGGUAAUCAUUAACAUCACUGCUACCCUGGACUACCGAGGGCAGGCGCUCCAGGUGCAUGCAGGCACUGCCAAGGCAGCCGUGGAUGCAAUGACAAGGCACUUGGCUGUGGAGUGGGGUCACCACAACAUCCGAGUUAAUAGCCUGGCUCCGGGCCCCAUCAGUGGCACUGAAGGAGUGCGUCGACUUGGUGGCCGUCGAUCCAACUGGGAGAGAAUUAUUUUGGGAAGCCCUCUCCAGAGAUUGGGGAACAAGACUGAGAUUGCCCACAGUGCACUGUACUUGGCCAGUCCGUUAGCAUCCUAUGUGACAGGCACAGUCCUGGUGGUGGAUGGUGGGAGCUGGCUGACUUCUGCCAACGAAUACAUGAUGUCGUUGGGGACUGAAACUUCCAAACUCUAGGUAGCUGCCCUGCUGAGAUAAAUGGAAGAGGAUUCUUAACUCAGACCUACUUUUUGAUCCAGUGCUACAGCUUUCUCCCAGAAGUCUUUCCUGCCCUCUUCUCCCCUUGAUUCCCUCUGGCAUGCCAAGCUAUUUCAAGGCAAAGCUGUAGGGUGCUGAAUCUAGCAAGCCCAUUUCUCAGUCUUUCCACUCAGGGUUUUCUGGCAAAAAAACCUGGUGAAUCUACAAACAUCCACUCCUUUCUAGUGGCCCCAUGGCAGAUGCUACCAGGCAGGUUAUGGGGGCCAAUUUGAUGAACUGCUGAUAAGAUAAUCUUUUAUUAGAGGGUAGGACUGGAUUGGGUUCAAACAAACUAAUAAAACUUUUGUAAGCGA
Messenger RNA from Vombatus ursinus (common wombat), 1777 nucleotides. RefSeq names its product peroxisomal 2,4-dienoyl-CoA reductase-like. Gene Ontology annotation, molecular function: 2,4-dienoyl-CoA reductase (NADPH) activity. The transcript has 9 exons. Gene Ontology annotation, biological process: fatty acid catabolic process. NCBI's taxonomy places the organism in Eukaryota, Metazoa, Chordata, Mammalia, Diprotodontia, Vombatidae. The record is from RefSeq and is a predicted model, not a curated record. Bases 135 to 1403 code for a protein of 422 amino acids.